Caenorhabditis remanei is the source of this 6465-nucleotide messenger RNA. RefSeq lists its product as uncharacterized. NCBI's taxonomy places the organism in Eukaryota, Metazoa, Nematoda, Chromadorea, Rhabditida, Rhabditidae. The transcript has 30 exons. Bases 1 to 6465 code for a protein of 2154 amino acids. The record is from RefSeq and is a predicted model, not a curated record. Gene Ontology annotation, molecular function: serine-type carboxypeptidase activity. Gene Ontology annotation, biological process: proteolysis.
AUGGCAACUCAUCAAAUUAUAAUUUUUUGUUUACUGCUUUUUGCACCACUACGGAAUUCACAAAACACGCCGACACCGAGAGCUCAAGCAGAUUUGGUUAAUGGAUUGCCCAACACUAUUUUUCAGGUAAAUUUCAAACAAUAUGCAGGAUACCUAAACUCAAAUCCAGAGAAAAACUACAAUAACCUUCAUUACUGGCACAUCGAAUCGCAGCUCAAUCCAUCCAGUGACGCACUUCUGCUAUGGAUCAAUGGUGGACCGGGUUGCAGUUCAGUCCUCGGUCAAUUCCAAGAAAUGGGACCAUUCCAUGUUCAGAGUGACGGUCAAACAGUAUAUGAAAACGUGUUCGCCUGGAAUAAAGUGUCCAACUUGUUGGCUAUCGACGCUCCUGGUGCUGGUUUCUCCUGGAUGGAGAAUCCAAAUCAUGUUCAGGAUGAUAGCUAUGUUACUAACGCUUUGAUGAAUGCUCUCUUUGAUUUCUACACUGUGUAUCCGAACUUGCAAAAAUCUGAUCUCUACAUUGCCGGUGAAGGUUAUGGAUCUUUCUUUGCGUCUGGUCUUGUUCAAUCUCUACUUGUUAAUAACGUUCCCCGACCAGAUAUUGUUGCAUCUCCAAUCAAAGUUCGAGGUCUCCUUCUUGGAAACGGAGAUUUGAGUGCCCGUCACCAAUACAACAGCCUUAUUCCCUUCUACUUCACUCACGGAUUUGCUGGUUCUAAACAAUACGAUGAUCUGAAAACAGUUUGCUGCCCAAACGCGUCCACCCAAAACUGCGACUUCUAUAACAGUAACGCAGCUUGCAGAGCCAAAGCUGACAACGCAAUUGCCACUUGGUCGAAUAAUCAAAUCGACAACUGGAACAUCAAUGAAGACUGCUACAGAAAUAAGGCUGCCUGGAGUACAUCUUUCAAACAACUCGGAGUCAAUGCUGCUGUGAACAACUACAACUCAACGGACUCAUUCAACGGCUACCCAUGUUUUGCGAUUUCUUCAACAUCCGCAUAUUUCAACCGACCAGAAGUUCAAGCAGCACUCCAUGUCAGCGUAAAUGCAUCAACCAACUUCCAGUCAUGCAGAAAUGUGACAUAUCGAACUCUUUCUAACGAUUUGCUAACCCAAAUCACCUCAAUCAUCAACACCAAUACCUAUGUGACUAACAACAUGAAAAUCAUGAUUUACAACGGAGACCUGGACAUCUGGAGCAACUUCAUCGGAGCUCAAAGAUUCGGACAAGAAGUUGCAGCAGCCCUGAACCUGAACAUGACAGAAGACCGUAUCUGGAGACACAACUAUGAUUCAGCUGCUUUUGUUUGGAUGGAUGGGGGUGUCAUCACAAGUUAUACCAGCAAUCUACAUGUCGCAUCUGUCAGAGGCGCCGGCCACUUCCCUCCACAAACUCGACCAUCACAAUCAUUGCAACUUUAUCGCGAUUUCGUAUUAGAUCUGUUUUUCAACAAUUGCCUCAGCCGAGUUAACAAAGUUGCGGCUCCGCUAGUGCCUCCUUAUCAACAAAAAUUCGGUCAGAUUUCCCGUCAACAGGCUGAUAAGAUUGUCAGUUUGCCAGGACUCACUUAUCAAAUCAACUUCAAUCAAUACUCGGGAUACUUGAACGCUUCAGACACUCAUAAAUUCCACUAUUGGUUUGUGGAGUCACAAAAUGAUCCAGCGAACAGUCCAGUGCUCCUUUGGCUUAAUGGAGGACCAGGAAGUUCAUCGCUAUGGGGAAUGCUCACCGAAAACGGACCUUUCCGACCAAACAAAGACGGACAGACAUUGUAUGAAAAUGUGCACUCAUGGAAUAAGUUCGCAAAUGUUCUCUACCUCGAAAGCCCCCACCAAGUCGGAUACUCUUACUCCACCGUUACCAACGACUAUGUCUACGGAGAUGACUUAACCGCUUCCGAUAAUUAUAACGCUCUUAAGGACUUCUUCACGAAUCUUUUCCCGAAUUACGCUCAAAAUCCAUUCUACAUCACUGGAGAGUCUUACGGAGGAGGUAUUGCUAUCGGAAACGGAGAACUUACCACCAAACUUCAAGUCAACUCUGCCAUUUUCCAACUCUACACAUACGGACUUUUUGGAGAGACUGAAUACAACGCACUCACUGCUCAAUGCUGCAAAAAUGUGACCGAUCCCACACAAUGUGAUUUCUACACGCCAUACAUCUACUUUGAUUACCUUGGAAACUACAAGGCAGUUGAUGGAGCUGAUCCUUUCUGUUCUAAGACUAUACUUGGAGUUGUUAACGACCAAGUUUGGAAUACUGCCAAUAACCCAUACAAUAUCUAUGGAGACUGUUACACCACAUCUGCUAGUUCAUCCUCUUUUUCUACAAGCAACAAACAAAACAGAGCGGCUGUUGUUAGUGGAAGAGAUAACGCCCAACUUUUGAAUCUUGACUCCUCCGACCCAUUCAAUGGUUUCCCAUGCUGGAGUACUGACGCUACAACAACGUAUUUGAAUAGAGACGAUGUUCGCAACGCACUUCACAUCCCAUCCACUGUUCAACAAUGGCAAUCUUUCAAUGAAACCGUCAAUGCGCAACUCUACAACCGUAGUUACUUUGAGCUGGAUGAUGUUCUCAGCAGAAUCAUGAAAAGCUAUUACUACAAACAAAACAACAUGAAGAUUCUGAUCUACAACGGAGAUGUUGAUAUGGUUUGUAACCAUCUUGGAGACCAAUGGCUUAUUGAGCAACUUGCAAGCAACAACGGACUAAAGACUGUCACCCCGCGUCUUCCAUGGAACUAUGUUAUCGCUGGACAGAACUAUUUGCCACAGCUUGCUGGAUAUGUCAAGGUAUUCGACUCCAACCUCAACCUUGUCACUGUCAAGGGAUCUGGUCACUUGGUACCACAAGACCGUCCAGGACCAGCACUCCAAAUGAUCUACAACUUUAUCAAUGGCAUCAACCUGAAUACCACAUUCCCAUACACGUUGCCAGCGUCACCACUUCUUCCAACAUAUAGUGAUCUGAAAGGGUGUCAAGCUCCUGAAUACCCAACUGCUCAAUCGCUCCCGACUCUUCCACCACUUCCACCACUUCCUCCAGGUCUUACCUACCCGCCGAUGGCUGCUGAAGAGAAGAUUGUGAAGCCGGACCCAGCUCAAUUCAUGAACACCAAUCCAAAUGUGCCAACUAACUUGACAGCUGAUGCCACAGCGGAUAUGAUUCAAAACUUGCCAGGAUUAACAUUCAAUGUCACUUAUCGUAUGUUCUCUGGAUACUUGACUCCCGAUGAAGCGCCUAUGAAUCAUUGGUUCUAUUGGUUUGUGGAAUCUCAAAAUGAUCCUGUGAACGAUCCUGUCGUGUUAUGGUUGAACGGUGGACCGGGUUGCAGUUCUCUCGGAGGAUUCUUUACUGAGUUGGGUCCAUUCCAUCCAAACGAUGAUGGAGGUCAAACUCUUUAUGAGAAUGUGUUUUCAUGGAACAAGAAAGCAAACGUGAUCUUCCUUGAGUCACCAGCCAAAGUUGGAUUCUCAUACACAGAUGACCCGAACUACUACUGGAGUGAUGACACCACCGCCCAAAACAACGGAUACGCUAUUAAGGCCUUCUUCACAAAGAAAUUCCCGCAAUACGCUCAAAACCAAUUCUUCAUCACAGGAGAAUCUUAUGGUGGAGUAUACUGUCCAACUUUGACUUUGAAUCUUAUCCAACAAAUUGAAGCGGGUAUUCUUAACUUGAACUUUAAGGGAACCGCUGUUGGUAAUGGUAUUCUUAGUGAGUACUUACAAACGAACUCUGAAAUUAUUCUUCAGUAUGGACGAGGUUUUAAUGGGCUGGAUGAAUGGAACAAUCUCAAAACCGCAUGCAACUUGACCAACACCAACCCUAUCUACUUUGAUUAUGACGGUGCCCACUAUGGAACUGCUUGCUACAAUGCAGUCGAUGCCAACCAAAACAAAUUUUAUGGACAGGAUGAAAUCAAUGGAGACCCGUACAACAUGUAUCAAGACUGUUAUCUCUACAACAACCAAGGAUCAUGGCAAACGCCAACUUCUAGUUUUGAGAGUAGACCGGGAUCACGUAGAGAUCGUGCCAGAAAGGCACUUAUCAACCGCAGAAAAUCAUUUGCCUCCGCUAAAUUCUCAAAUUCCAAUGACAAAAACUGGUAUGGAUCCACUGACGCUUUCCGAGGACUCAACUGUUUUGGUGGUGACGCUUUGGUUAAUUACUUAUCUCGAUCCGAUGUUCAAGAUGCCAUUCAUUCUAGAAAACAACCGCUCUGGGUGGAUUGUGCUGAUGAGAAUCCAGAUAAUCACUUCAGAUAUCACACGCAAGAAAAGUAUUAUGAUAUGCAGGACACCAUCAGUGCUAUUAUGGAUUCUCAAUGGUAUUCUAAGAAUAACAUGAGAUUGAUGUUUUAUAACGGAGAUGUUGAUACUAUUUGCCAGUUCCUUGGAGACCAGUGGUUGAUUGAAGAUCUUGUGACAAGGAGGAAUCUCACAGUCACUUCCCCCCGCCAACCUUGGUUCUACCAACAAGGAAGUCAGUACGCUACUACUAUUGCAGGUUAUGCAAAGUCGUGGACCCAAAACUUGGUUCAACUUACUGUCAAGGGAUCCGGUCACUUUGUACCAUCCGACCGACCAGCUCAAGCCCUCCAGAUGCUCACCAACUUCCUGAACAACGGCGCUAACUACAGUACACCAGCUAACAUUAAUGUCACACCGCAGCCAGUAUUCACCACUAACCCAACACCACCAACUGGUUGCACAACUGGCCAAACCGAUCGAAUUCUCAACCUGCCAGGACUUCCAGCUGAUAUGCAGUUCAAGCAGUACUCUGGAUUCUUGGAUGGACUAUCCGGACACAAAGUUCACUAUUGGUUGGUCGAGUCUGAGAACAACCCAUCUAGCGAUCCAUUGCUGCUCUGGCUGAAUGGAGGACCUGGAUCUAGUUCCUUGAUGGGCCUCUUUGAAGAAAAUGGUCCGUUCCGUGUUAGCAAGGAUUCCAUGACACUUUCUCGUAACCCAUACUCAUGGAACAAGUUUGCCAAUGUUUUAUACUUGGAAAGCCCAAUUGGAGUGGGGUACUCUUAUGCUUAUAACAACACCAACAUUCAAUAUGAUGAUGUGACGACCGCACAAGAAAACUACGCUGCUCUCAAAAGUUUCUUUGCCGCUUAUCCACAAUACACCACUUAUGACUUCUACACCACCGGAGAGUCGUAUGCAGGAGUUUACCUCCCAGGACUCGCCGCUCUUUUGGUUCAAGGUAUCAAAUCAGGUGAUAUCAACAUCAACUAUAAGGGAGUCUCUAUUGGAAACGGAGUGAUUGACAAGAAGACUGAUAUGAACUCUCAACUUCAUUACCAAUAUUAUCACGGAGGAAUCUCUGCGACAACAUAUCAAACCGCUUUGGCACUUUGCUGUUCUGGUGAUGAGUUUAAAUGCGGAUUCAGUGAUCGUAUGACUAACUUCAAUAAUUCGAUUCCAUGGGGAAAUUUGAGCGAUCCAUGUUAUGACUUUGUGGUGUCUACUGGAGCUAAUCUUCUCCUCAAUGCAUUUGACCCAUACAAUGUCUACCAACAGUGUUGGACUAUCAAUUACAACGACACCACACCAAGAACCCCGUAUGGAGAGACUUGGACCGGAAUCAACUAUGAGUCAUCCGAUGCACUGAAUGGAUACCCAUGCUAUAUGGAUGAUGCAAUGGAAAAUUAUUUGAAUCGUCCAGCUGUGAGAACUGCAUUGAACAUUCCUGCCUCUGUGCCUUAUUGGGCUGCUAACAACGCUAUCAUCAAUGCCUACAACCAACAAGUUGACAGCAUCACCGCAAAUCUUCAAAUCAUUAUGACAAACGCACCUGCCAAUUUCAAAAUGCUGUUGUACAGCGGAGACGCUGACACAAUGGUUAACUGGCUGGGAGCUGAAAUUUUCACAGCUAACAAUUUUGGAACUUUGGGAUUGACAACAUCCAGUGCUAGAGCUCAAUGGACUUAUCAAAUUGACCAGACAUACCAACCAACCGUAGCUGGAUAUCAGACUUCUUAUACUUCAAAUUCAAUCAAUAUUGAUGUUUUGACAGUGAAGGGAUCCGGUCAUUUUGUGCCACUUGACCGACCACAACAAGCUCUUCAAAUGAUUUACAAUUUUGUGAACUCAAGAGCAUACAGUACUCCUUAUGGCUCGACCGAACCCACAACUACAACCCCUACAGGAACACCUGGAACUGGCCCUACAGUUGCUACAGAUGCUGGUACCACUGUAACAACAGCUCCAGCAUCCCCAUCUACAGGAGCCACCGGAAGUACUGCAACAACAGCUCCAGCAUCCUCAGCUACAGGAGCCACCGGAAGUACUGUGACAACAGCUACAGUAUCCCCAGCUCCAAAUGCUACAGGAGCUACCGGAUCAACUGUAACAACAACUACAGUAGGAUCUACCACUGGAGGAGAUGAACAAAGAAACGUGUUGCCAAUUUUCGCAAUUAUUUUUGCAAUUUUGUUUUUGAACUAA